AAUUUGAACAGCUGGGGCAAACACUCCAACAUCCCUCCUCGGCCGCGGCCCCCAAAAACGGAGGCGUGAAAAAUAUCUCGUGGAAAAAUACAUUACUCGCCAAAUUCAAUGUCUUUCACUCGAAAAAUUAAUUUCUGGUCUUGCUUAUUCAAGCCACGGUUAACAACUUUUUUCACAACAAUGUCCUUAAACGAGUUGUAAUCGCUGUGGCAUUUCAAGGAACGGCACAAUGACAAUGACGGAGAGCGAAUGUAAACUUUUUUUAGCUUUGUUGUUGUCAGAAAACAAACAUGCUACGAGAAGAAACGCGAUGAGAUUUUUAAGUAUUUAUCUGUCAUUGUUAUUUAUCUAAAUAAAUGUUUUGCGUGUAACACACUUUCGAGUUUGUAAAAGAUUAUUAUUUAAAAAAAUAAUAGCUAGCUAGCCAGGUCGGUUCAGAGACGCUGGUGGUAGGUAGCUAUUUAGCUAUAAAAGGUGUAGCUAGCUAUGUAGCUAGCUAGCUAUAUAAAUUUCUAACUUUUUCUGAAUUAAGCUGGUUCUUUUAAACUCUCUUUUACUAACCAAAAUUUAAGUUCUAUGGGUAGUAGGAAGACAGGUUGUUAAGUCUAGUCUCUGUGGCUAAUGCCAGCUGCUGUUAUUUUUGUUUUACAUUUAUUUUAGCAAAAUGGAAAGUAAAACUUGAAUUUGUUAGCUAUAUAUAUAGUUAAUUUUGAGAAAUAUUUUUUCUCUAUCAAUAUGAGUUUCAAAAGUAUUGGAAGACACAAUUCACAAUCCAAAAGGUUUCGUUCAAUGAGUAAGACAAGCACACCAAGUGAAGAUUCUGACAGUGAUGAAGAUGAAGAACAAAGACGGAAGUAUAUUAGCUUGAAAGGUGGUCAGUGUCUUUUAUGGUCAGCAAAUAAAUUUGGAAAUGACUGGGAUUUGACACAAGGCCAUACUAAGUACUAUGAUGUCACUCCAAACGAAUACAACAUUGGGUAUGACAACAAGGCCUUAAAUAAUAGCUUCAAACGAAAUAUUGAUGGUCGUCAUUCAUUGAAACAUUUUAGGGCACAUACUAGACCACGUUUUAACCUUGACAAUAUAAAUUUAAAUAAUGAUUUUGAAUAUGGGUUUAAUCCAAAAAGAGCAACUGGUAGCAAAGCUAAUAACAUUGUGAAAUUAAGACCAUUGUCAUUAUAUGCACCACCAUCACCAAAGAAGUCAUACUUAAAGCCUACCAAUUCUGAUGCAAGUGCUGACUAUGGUAAUCAGAAAAACAACUUUGUUAAAGAUAAUCAUAUUGUUAAAAAUGGUACUUUUCUAAAGCGCACAGUAUCUUAUGCUCGCAAUGACUAUGAAGCACAGUUAGAAAAAAAGGUAUUAUCUUUGCGUGCUCAGCCAAGUAAUCUUAAAUUCCAAGGCUCCAAAGGAAAGCUAAAUGAGCAGGAACUGGCUGAAGAUAUAGCAAAUGCAAGAAGAAGAAGAUUUGUGAGACGUCAGUUGUCAUUUGACUCCCACCAUUCAACAAAGAGAUGGAAAAAAACACUCUCCUUAGAUAGUGGAUUGGCAACUGAUAGUUUGUGGAGUUAUAAAAGUGCUGCUUCCUUUAAGAUUAAAUAUGACUCUUCGUCAAAAAGCGAGGAACUGCUUGAUUCUGAAGUUAAAUGCAGUGAAAAGGAAUGUUCAAAUGAACGUAAUUGUAAAAGUGUUGAGUUUUUAGACAUUAUUUCUAUGGAAAGUCCGAGGGACCGUCUGGAUGCAAAUGGUAUGGAUACAAAAUGCACGUCAGAAGCAUCUACUUUGGUUCGUUCAUCAUGUGAAACUGUUGUCCCAUUACAUCCCAUUAAAGUAUUCCCACCAAAGCCUGUUGAAGCUGAAAAAGCUCCUGAAGUUGAUGUUCUACUUUUGGCGGCUCAAGAACAAACCAAAACUGAGAAAACUAAACGUAGAUCAAGCAUUCCACACAUUUUAAGUGCAUUUAGAUUGCCUAACAAAAGGACAUUCCAAAAGUUUAUUCGCAAGAAACCACAGGAUAAUUCACCUCCUGUUUUAUCUCCUACAGAAUUGAAAGAUAAAAAAGCCAGCAGUGUUCAAAAUACGAAAGCUUUAGAAAAUGGAGAAGUUUUGAAUUCAAAUCAAAAUGUGUCUCAGCAUUCAGUCAACACAUUUGAAAAAGCAGAAAGAGCAGAAUCAGAAGAUCUUUUAUCCACACCCCUAACUGACAAAUCAAGUUCUUCAUAUUCUUUGCCGCGAGUAGAUGAAGAUAAGGAGAGCUUCGAAUUUAGCAGUCCUCUCGAACGUCGCUCGAAAAGCAGCUGUAGCAUUUCCAUCUCGAAGACAACACACCAGCAGCGACUGAAUCAAGAACCGACCGUGCUGCAGCGGCGCAUGAGCGAUACUGUUCUGUCGUGUAACGAAAGGACUGUCGGCUGUUCACCAGGUAAAAAAUUUGUUCGGCGACUUCUGUCUCCAGUUGUGUGUGGCCUACCAUCCCCUGAUAAAUAUGGUUUGUUAAAUGACUCAAUGCAAAGUUUGGCAAGCUACGAUAGUUCGUCCAUUGCAUCCGAUUCUGAUGUGUCGUAUCCUCAAUUAUUUGACUUUGGCUCACAGGAGCUUGUAGAAGAAAUGACUCUGAUUGAUAAAGAGCUACUCAUUCGCAUUUCAUGGGAGGAAUUGUCUGUGCUUGGAUGGAUGUCACCAGACAAGUUUGUUCUUGCACCAAAUAUUAUGAAAAUGGUUCAAUUUUUUAAUCGUAUUGCUAUGCUAAUUUCAACAAGUGUGUUGAUAGAAGAAACAUGCUACCGUCGCGCGAAAGUGAUACGGAAAGCUAUUAAGCUUGCAUGUCGAUGCCGCUACGCAAAGAAUUAUAACUCAUUAAAAGCUGUUUUGGGAGGUUUACAGUGCACUCCGAUAUUUCGUUUGAAAGCCACUUGGAAGCAAGUCCCUUCCCGCUAUCGAAGGUUAUUUCGGGAACUUUCUGAAAUCAUGAGUGAAAACAACAACUUUUCGAUCUACCGUCAAGAAAUAAGCACAGCCCUGCGCAACCCGCCUUGCAUACCCUUUCUUGGAAAUUUCCUCACGCAAGUGGCGCAUACACAUGCGUAUAUGACCGUUCAAGUGAAAUACAAGAGAAAUCAUAGUUUCCUCGAAAAUGGUAGUAUUCGAAAUAAAACAGAGAAGAAGAAUCGUGCAAAGGAUGAUGAAGGAAAUAGUUUUAAAUUAGGUCCUAUAGUGCAUACCACCCACACGAGAAGCGACUCCGACGAUAGCGGCGUUGUGUUAAAUCUAAACCGUCUUAGCCAUACGUCGGACGACUAUGACACUAGUCCUCGUCAAGUAUCGCCCGACGACGAAAAUCGAAAGUUCGAAGAUGUCUUUAACAACGAGCCAAAGAAGAAUAUUAGUAAUCACCCUUCAUCGCCUAGCUCUUUAAAGAAGUUUUUAUCGGACGAAUUCUUGCAACGAAAGCAUGACGAGCGAGAGUCGUUUCGGCACAGUUAUAGUGUGGACAACGAAGAUUUGCAUGUAAAACAAUACAAUCAAAUUAGCAACAUCAUCAACAACAGACCUGUUCAACCCGACCAAACAAACGAUUUAUACGAAUGUGAGUUGGAAUUCUGGAAGUACCAAAUAUCAGCCGUGCAGUUUAACAUUAUACCGAGGACGUAUAUACGACGCUUCCUUAUGAAUAGUCCUUAUAACACAGAGGAGGACAACUACAAGCUUUCCCUCAAAAGGGAACCGCCUGCAAGAUAACACAGCGCAGCUCUAGGUACCAUAUUUAAAUUCGCUUUCUCGUAUUGAAAGGCGGUUUUUUUUGUAUAAAUAGAAAAAUAUAACCAUAUUCCUACAUAAUUUGAACGUUGCAUAUAUAUAUAUACAUAUAGAUAUAUUUAAAAACUUUGAAUGUAAAUAAAGAUAUCUGUUACGUCAGCAGAGUCGUUCACUUACGAAAGUGUUAAUGAUGUGAUUCCUUUAAGUGCGUGUGACCUUAGAUAAAUAAAGUAAUGCGACACUCCUGUGGUUUAAUACAAGCGAUAUAUACGUACUUAAAUCAGCGAUAGUUUUAAGUAGCUAUUCCCCAUAAACGAGGCUUUAAAACCUAAAAAUGUUCGUUGAUGUUAUUUAAGAUAUUAUUUAAUCGAUGUACAUGUUUGUUUAUAUUUAGAACAGUAAUGCUAUAUAUAAGAUUUCUAUGUAUAUAAAUAUGAAUGUAGGAAAUAUUUUUGUCGACUGACGUCGUCUCGUGUGUUACAUUAUUUUCUUCUGUUUUGUUUGUGUCUUGUCCGAAAAAGUAGUUCUGGUACAAGUUGUUUUACAAAAACAAAGAAACUUUUUGGCUUCAAUUGUUAAUAUUGAAGCAAACUUUUUAAAAAUCUAAUAGAGUCGAUCCCUGCCGUAUUUUUAAAAACAUGGUUAUUAUUAUUUUUUUGAUUUCUUUAAAUACUUUGCGAAUAAAAGUUCACACUACACCUGCAGCUUUGAUCUGAGUGCACCAAUUCGUACAACGUGUAAUUUUGAAGUAUUUUUUUCCAGAGAAUUAUUUUACUGCUUCAUGUAUCCAGCAUGAAUAUGAGAUUGAUUUUCUUUAUUUUUUAAUUUUUAUUUAUUGUAAGUAUUAGGGAGAUAAAACUUUGUGAGGAUAUUACAGAGAUAGUGGAUUAUCUGCGAGACGUGUGAGUAUGACUGAGAAAGAAUAUAUAUUAUUUUGA
Molecule: messenger RNA, 4694 nt
Organism: Hydractinia symbiolongicarpus
Lineage: Eukaryota; Metazoa; Cnidaria; Hydrozoa; Anthoathecata; Hydractiniidae
Exons: 6
Coding region: 736-3738 (1000 amino acids)
Biological process (GO): Ras protein signal transduction; positive regulation of GTPase activity
Cellular component (GO): plasma membrane
Molecular function (GO): guanyl-nucleotide exchange factor activity
Source: RefSeq, a predicted model, not a curated record